CCUUCUACAAAGAAAAAGGAUUAUAAGGGUAUAUUUACUGAAGUCUGAAAAAUCAUAAAGAAGAUAGAUAAUACAAAACCAAAAUAACACAACAAGCUUAUUACAAAGUUUACAAUUACUGUACACAUUCUAAAACAUAGUGCCCUUUUAUUCUAGUCAGAAAUAUAACAGUAAAUUCCAUAUUUCUAUUUUGUCAUGUCUCAAUUGAUUAAAAAUGCUGUUCAGAAAAUGGAGAUUGAGAAUAGAUUUAUUGUAAGGAGUUUUCUUUUUUAAACAAAAAUGCAAGUAUAUGUUUUACAUAUUUGCUUUUACUUAGAAAAAAACUUACUUAGAAAAAUACAACUUGGGUGUAGUACCAUGUGGUGUAAACAACUAAACUAUUUUACUUUUUACUUUCCUAUGAAUGAGCCAGUAUAUAUUUAUUACUGGAGUUCCAGCUAUAAAAUUCAGGUAAGGGGUUUAAAUAUACCCUAGAGUAUUAUUUAAAAAUAAAUUUGUUUCUUUCAACAAGAAUACCGGCCUUGGUGUAUGACAUUUAGGGGAGAAAUUAAAAUAUUAAACUUUUAUUACCUAGUAAACUGAAAAUAAAGGUUAAAUAAAUAGAAAGAAAAAAUAUAUAAAUACAAAAUCACAACCUCUAAGAGAACAAACAGUCUACUGUUCUCAACUGUGGGAGCUUUAUCAAAAGUAGUAAGUAAUUCCCCUCUAGGUAGUUCCAGUACUCAAAAAUGUAAACAACUAUGUACUUUGUUUAUAUAAAGAAGUAUGCAGUAUGGUUUGUAUUUCUUUAUAGACAUCUAGUAGCUGAAUGGAUUGUUUCACUGCACCAGUAGGGGCCAGCAAAGAGCUCUUAGAGUCUGAACAAAAUUGGCAUUGAGAGAUGUUUAUUUGAUGUGUUAAAUCCUUUUUAGACUUCUUUACUUACCACAACACUCGCUUAAGUGAAUGAAUUGCAGAGACAGUGGAAUAAAAUAUCUUGUGUGCUUAAAUUAUAUUGGGGUAUAGUUUUUCUGUCUAAUCUGCAUAUAUUUUUUAUGGAAUGUUUGCUUAGGCUAUUUCUUGGCAGAGUUUUAAUAGUCAAAAUAUAAAUGGCAUCAUUUAAAGACUGUACCACUUGGCUGGAAAAGGCCUUAAAAUUACAGGAGAAAAUGCUUGGUGACAGCUUCUCUCGAACUUUUUUUUCUCAGACAGAUGCUCAAGUUUUGCAGUAGUGUUACUAGGCUAAUUUUGUAUUUCUAUCCUUAAACUUUCACUUUCUGUAAGUAGGGUUUUGGAAGCUAAAAUAUUUAUCUAUUUGAUUUAAUGCUAAAGUUUUAAUUCACCUCAAAGUGUUGGUAUUUCCAAAUUUAUGCAACUGUUUGAACUUCCUCAUUUAAUAAAAUUUAACAGUCUGUAUUCCUUUCUAAAUUAACUAGCUUGACUAAAUUUCUAGUAUGGCUACUAUUUGGAAAUUCAAUCCUUGAUUUGAUACUCAAUUACAUGGGGUUUCAUUCCUACCAACUUCCUGUAAUUCUAUCCCUAAGGGUAAAAAUAUUAGUGGUCAAAUUCUGCUGGAGAAAGUAUAGGCACCGUGAUUCACAUGGUUAAAUGUUCAUUUAGUAGGAGCUGGAGUGAAAAAAUACUGUUUCAACUUGAAAUGCUAGAAGAUUGUUGUUCUUGUGUUACUCAUUCAUGCAAAUUGGAGAAGGUAUAAUUGAAACAAGGUUGGCAGUGUUUGAGGCAGUUUGCUGCAGCUGAGCUCAGCUUAAAGGUUGCUGGAAAUCAAGUGCUUUGUAAGUGAAGGCAUUUUGACUACAAGCAAUUCAAGAUAUUUGGAAACAUCAGUCUCAGGAAUGGGUCGUCUUUUUCUUUCUAUGAUAUCUGGUAUCUAAGGUUUUACUUAGGAUAAAGACUACUACUUAAGAAGCUCAAUUAGCACCACAAAUGAUUUUUUCUUUCGAUGCAGUGCAGCUGCUUCUAGCCUGUCUACCGACAGAGAUCUUUGUUAUGACUUUCAGCCCUUAACAUGUUUGGAAAUGAGAACAAAUGGCACAAAGUUUACGAUUGCACUUUGCAGCCAGAAGAAGCAACACUUACCCUUUGUCAGAAACCUCCAGAGAUGAUUUGGAUAGCAAUGUUCCCAUGUGCUUCCAAAGACCAACACGGAUUUCAGCGUCUAACGUUGUUCAGAUGAAGCUGACUCCUAGACAGACUGCAUUAGCUCCGUUAAUAAAGGAAAACGUUAAGUCUCAGGGAAGAUCAUCUGUUCCUUCACCUGAAAAUGUUAAUAAAAAGAGCAGCUGCCUGCAGAUUUCACUACAGCCAACAAGGUACAGUGGAUGUCUUCAGUCUAGCAAUGUCUUAGCUGAUGGUGAUGAUGCUUCAUUUGCUUGCAUCUUGAAGGACGACAUUUACAGCAGUGUUGUGGUUGAUAAUGAGCUGAAUGCUGUGAAUGGUGGUGACCUUUUAGGCAGUUCUGCCAUAUGCAGUGGCCUUAGUAACUUUUCAGCCAGUGAGAAUGGGUCUUGUAGCAGCAACUGUAGUGAUUAUGGGUCAUGCACAAGUAUCACAAGUGGAGGUUCGUAUGCCCACAGUAUCAUCAGUGACAGCAGUGGUUAUACUUUCCCACCAACUGAUGACGCUUUUUUUGGUGGAACUUUAUCUUCUGACAGCACCUCAAGUAGAAGUGUGCCAAACAGGAAUUCUACUCCAUGUGAAAUUUUUUCCAGAAGCUCAAGUACAGUUCCCUUCAUCCAAGAUGACUUGGAGCAUGGACUGGAGAUGAUGAAAUUGCCAGUGAGUAGGAACUCAGAAAUUCCACUAAAACGUUGUUCAUCCUUAGUCAUUUUUCCUAGGAGUCCUUCAAAUACUCCACCAACUUCUCCAACAAGUACCGGUACUCUUCCAAGCAAAGGAUCCUAUCAAACCUCACACCAAUUUGUUAUUUCUCCUAGCGAAAUUGCCCACAGUGAAGAUGGUACUAGCACUAAGGGAUUUCUUUCAACAGCUGUCAGUGGCCUUCGGUUAUCUAAGACAAUGUUUAUUCCCGGAGAAUUAAGAGACAUACAACCACUUCACAGGAAGGGCUCAUUUCAAAAGAAAAUUGUUAUUGCAAAUAAUAGUCCAAACCAGACUGCCUGUGAAAAGUCAUCUGAAGGAUAUUCUUGUGUUUCAGUGCAUUUCACACAACAAAAAGCAACGACAUUUGAUUGUGAAACAGCAAAUGGUGAUUGUAAACCAGAGAUUUCAGAAAUUAAGCUUAAUUCUGAUUCACAGUAUAUUAAGUUUAUGCAUAGGACAGCUGCAUGUUUACCAUCCUCCCAAAAUGUAGAUUAUCAGAUAAAUAUCAACGGACAGUUGGAAAGACCAAAUUUACAGAUAAACAAAAACGAUGGCAUUUUACAAAGAAGUAUUUCAUUGAGAGGAACUUACCCAAAUGUUUCCUGUUUAUCCAGCCUUAAGCACAGUUGUUCUAAGGGGGGACCAUCUCAAUUGCUCAUAAAGUUUGCAUCUGGAAAUGAAGGUAAAGUUGAUAAUUUAUCAAGAGACAGCAAUAGAGAUUUCACAAAUGAACUCUCUAAUUCUUUGAAGCAUUCUUCUAAGACAAGAGAUGAUUUCCUAGGUCAAGUGGAUGUUCCUCUUUAUCCAUUACCGACAGAAAAUCCAAGAAUGGAGAGACCAUAUACAUUUAAGGAUUUUGUUCUUCAUCCAAGAAGUCAGAAAUCAAGAGUUAAAGGUUAUCUGAGAUUAAAAAUGACUUAUUUACCUAAAACCAAUGGCUCAGAAGACGAUAACCCAGAACAGGCUGAGGAAUUAGAGCCUGGCUGGGUUGUCUUGGACCAACCAGAUGCUGCGUGCCAUUUGCAGCAUCAACAAGAACCUUCUCCUCUACCUCCGGGAUGGGAAGAAAGGCAGGAUAUUCUUGGAAGGACCUACUAUGUAAACCAUGAGUCUAGAAGAACGCAGUGGAGAAGACCAACCCCUCAAGACAACCUAACAGAAGCUGAGAAUGGUAACAUCCAACUGCAAGCGCGUGCAUUUACCACCAGGCGGCAGAUAUCUGAGGAAACAGAAAGUAUUGACAAUCGAGAGUCUUCUGAGAACUGGGAAAUUAUAAGAGAAGAUGAAGCCACCAUGUAUAGCAAUCAGGCUUUCCCAUCACCCCCACCAUCAAAUAAUUCGGAUGUUCAGGCUCAUCUUGCAGAAGAAUUGAAUGCCAGACUCACUAUUUGUGGAAAUCCAGCCACCAGCCCGCCCGUAUCCAGCUCAAAUCAUUCCAGCAGAAGAGGUAGUUUACAAGCCUAUACGUUUGAGGAACAGCCUACACUUCCUGUGCUUUUGCCUACUUCAUCUGGAUUACCACCAGGUUGGGAAGAAAAACAAGAUGAGAGAGGUAGAUCAUAUUACGUAGAUCACAAUUCCAGAACUACUACUUGGACAAAGCCCACUGUACAGGCCACCAUGGAGACCGGACAGUUGCUGCCAAGCCAGAGCUCCUCUUCAUGCCCUCAACCACAGGUCCCCACAGGUGAUUCAGCACAGCAGGUGACCCAGCCAUCUGAAGUGGAGCAAGGAUUCCUUCCUAAGGGCUGGGAGGUCCGGCAUGCACCAAAUGGGAGGCCUUUCUUUAUUGACCACAACACCAAAACCACCACCUGGGAAGAUCCAAGACUGAAAAUUCCAGCUCAUCUGAGAGGAAAGAUGUCACUUGAUUCUUCCAGUGAUCUGGGACCUUUACCUCCAGGAUGGGAAGAAAGAACUCACACAGAUGGAAGAAUCUUCUACAUAAAUCACAAUAUAAAAAGAACACAAUGGGAAGAUCCUCGGUUGCAGAAUGUAGCAAUAACUGGACCAGCAGUGCCCUACUCCAGGGAUUACAAAAGAAAGUAUGAGUUCUUCCGAAGAAAGUUGAAGAAGCAGAAUGACAUUCCUAACAAAUUUGAAAUGAAACUUCGCCGUGCAACCAUCCUUGAGGAUUCUUACAGGAGAAUCAUGGGUGCCAAGAGGGCGGACUUCCUCAAGGCGCGACUGUGGAUUGAGUUUGAUGGCGAAAAGGGAUUAGAUUAUGGAGGCGUUGCCAGAGAAUGGUUCUUCCUGAUCUCGAAGGAAAUGUUUAAUCCUUAUUACGGGCUGUUUGAAUAUUCUGCUACGGAUAAUUAUACUCUACAGAUAAACCCAAACUCUGGACUGUGUAAUGAGGAUCACCUCUCUUACUUCAAGUUCAUUGGUCGGGUAGCUGGAAUGGCAGUUUAUCACGGCAAACUGUUGGAUGGUUUUUUCAUCCGCCCAUUUUACAAGAUGAUGCUACACAAACCUAUAACACUUCAUGAUAUGGAAUCAGUGGAUAGUGAAUAUUACAAUUCACUAAGAUGGAUUCUUGAAAAUGAUCCAACAGAACUGGACCUCAGGUUUGUCAUAGAUGAAGAACUUUUUGGACAGACCCAUCAACAUGAGUUGAAAAACAGUGGAUCAGAAAUAGUUGUCACCAAUAAGAAUAAAAAAGAAUAUAUUUAUCUUGUAAUACAGUGGCGGUUUGUAAACCGAAUCCAGAAGCAAAUGGCCGCUUUUAAAGAGGGAUUUUUUGAACUAAUACCACAGGACCUCAUCAAAAUUUUUGAUGAAAAUGAACUAGAGCUUCUUAUGUGUGGACUGGGAGACGUUGAUGUGAAUGACUGGAGGGAACACACCAAGUAUAAAAACGGCUACAGUGUAAAUCAUCAAGUCAUACAGUGGUUCUGGAAGGCUGUUUUAAUGAUGGAUUCCGAAAAAAGAAUAAGAUUACUUCAGUUUGUCACUGGCACAUCUCGUGUGCCUAUGAACGGAUUUGCUGAAUUAUAUGGCUCAAACGGACCUCAGUCAUUCACAGUUGAACAGUGGGGCACCCCAGAAAAACUGCCAAGAGCCCAUACGUGCUUUAACCGCUUGGACUUGCCACCCUAUGAAUCAUUUGAAGAAUUAUGGGAUAAGCUUCAGAUGGCAAUUGAGAACACUCAAGGUUUUGAUGGUGUUGAUUAGAUGACGAUCUACUGUGUUUUACUACCACUUUGAUUUAAGCCAAAUCUUGACUUAGAAUUUUCUGGGGAACUACUAAAAUUUGGCACUUGUUUCUUCCCAGGUAUUGGAGAAAGUCAUAUUAAAGUAUUAGAAGCAAUAGUAUGACAACUUUACCCUAUUUCACCCACUUUUAAAUAAUGGGUAGCAUUUACACAGCUGUUUCAUUCUAGCUUUAAGACUCUACAGUGUAAAGUCCUCUGUGCCUGAAAAAGUGGGUUUUGUCCUUGACAUUUACCUCUUUGACAGUGUUUUCCAGGCAGUUCUUUCUUUAACUACUGAAAUGAUAACUGUGAAAUAUGUGUGACAAGUGUCAUGUGUGAAAAGUUUCAUGCUUUUUGAGAAGGAAAACUAAGAUUUGGGAAAGAAUUCCUUAACAUUGAGUAAACUACACCAUAUUCAUGCUGCCUGCAGCUAUUUAUUAUUUCAUAGACCUGCCUAAUGCAUCUCACUGCCUGGAUUUUUGGAAAAACCUUUGAAAGUGUGCUACUUAUAUUUUUAGUCAACUGACUCAUUUGUUUAAAAAAAAAUUGUUUACUUCUUCACUUUAAAAGUAUUUGGCUUUUGUUAAUAUGCAGUUUUACUAAAAAGGUGGUUCAUAAGAGAUGUGAAGCAAAGUCUGAUUUGCAAAGAGUGAAAAGUAUUAACGCCUGCUCUUGCCUGCAAUCCUGUGGGCCACUGGUGUACAGUCACCACUCUUUGCUGUUUUAGGUUAGUUUAAGGAAAGAAUUCCUUCUUCAAACAUUGACCUAAGGCUCCACAAAGCAGUAUUUCUAAAUAAGCUUUGAAGGACUAAGUUAAAUGUAUAGCACUUGCCUUCACUAGUCAUUCUUUACAUUUGCACAAUUAUGUAGUGAAUAUAUGUUUACAGGGUUUAUUGCGUUUACAGAGUAAGCUAAUUUCUGUAGUUGCAUUUGUAUAUUUUUAGUAUUUUACUUUUAUCAAAAAACCAAAUAAUUUGUUAAGAAAUAACCAAAGAAUAGUUACGAUGCAUAAUUUGUAUUAAAUUUAUUACCAUAUUUCUUAUGCUUUUUAAAAUUGCUGUUUACUAUAAGUCCAAAACUCUUCAGGCAAAAUGUUACAGCUAGAAUCCUACUUUAAACAAAUUAAAGUACAUCAAAAUCACAUACAUGCAUUCAAACAAACAUUCACUAAAUGUGUGCUAUAUGCACAGCACUGGGCUAAGCCCUGGGGGUGAGAAUUGUCAGCUUCAAAGAAAUAUAGUUCUGUCAUCAUCCUCAAGGGACUUAUGGACGAGCAAAUGAAUUUGUAAACAAAAACUAGGGGGGAUCAGAAGAAGGCAAAGGAGAAAGCGUUCUAGUGCACCUACAAAGAUAAAGUGUGCCCAGACUGUAUUUAUAUGUUUCAUAUCUAUAUUGGAAUGAUUAGAUAGAAAAUGCUCUUGCAAAAACUUAA
Manis pentadactyla (Chinese pangolin) is the source of this 7446-nucleotide messenger RNA. It is a transcript of the gene NEDD4, whose product is annotated as NEDD4 E3 ubiquitin protein ligase. NCBI's taxonomy places the organism in Eukaryota, Metazoa, Chordata, Mammalia, Pholidota, Manidae. The transcript is spliced from 25 exons. Bases 2026 to 5994 code for a protein of 1322 amino acids. The record is from RefSeq and is a predicted model, not a curated record. Gene Ontology annotation, molecular function: sodium channel inhibitor activity; protein binding; ubiquitin protein ligase activity. Gene Ontology annotation, biological process: receptor internalization; receptor catabolic process; ubiquitin-dependent protein catabolic process.